AUGAAAAAUGUAAAUCAUAAAUAUAUUUGGGAUGAAAAAUAUAUCAAUGAAAAUAAAAGUAAGACGAAUAUGAAAAAUAAAAACGUUAAAAAUAAUGAUAAGGAUCAUAAUAAUUGUGAAUAUAAUGGUGAAGAUAAGCAGGAUAGUACAAUUAAUUGCAAAAGUAUCAAUAAUAGGGGGAUGAAUAAUAAAUAUAGCAAUAACCCAUUCUCAAAAUAUAAUCAUGAUAAUAUUAAAAAUAUCAAGGAAAAUAAUGAUAUGCUUUUUGAAAAUAAAUCACACACAUAUUACACCCCAAAGGGAAAAAAUAGCAAAUUCAACAUCAAUUCAAAUGUUAAUAAUCACAAACAUGCUAGUUCUAUAAAUAACCACAUUCCUAAUAUAAUGCGUAAUAAAAAAAACGAGCCUUUUGAAAAAAGAGAGGUUUUUAAAAAAAGUUCCGAAAAAACAAAUAUUUACAAAAAUCCUUAUCAUUAUAAAACUAAUCAGCAAUCAUAUAAUAAUUGGAAAAAAAAUAAUGGCAAUAGAAAUGGGAAUGGAAAGGAUGCGAAUUUGCAGGGGAAUAAAUACGACGAAAUAAAUGAUCUUUAUUUUGAUAUCCAUUCGAAAACAAGUAGUAAUUAUAAACAAAAGCUUUCUCCAAAUUUAAAUUUACAUACUACAAAUGAAGGGGAUAAUGAUACUGUUAUUUCAACUAAUGAAAAUAAUAUAUAUCGUGUAACAUUAAAAGUAUUCGAAAAUGAUGAGGAAAAAGUUUUACUUUUAAAUCAUAUAAAACGACUGGAAUAUCAAAAUAGUAUAUUUCUAAAAAAUAUGCUAAAUAUGUACUAUACCUGUGUAGACUAUAUUAAAAUGCAAGACGAAAAAAUAAAAAAAAAAGACCAAAUAAUUAAUUUUAAAAAUCAAGUUAUAAUGAAAUUAAAAAAAAAAAAAAUGAACUAUGAUGGAACUACAGAUAUUAGUAAUAACUUCAAUGAUAACCAAAAUGGCCUUAUUUAA
Plasmodium berghei ANKA is the source of this 999-nucleotide messenger RNA. RefSeq names its product conserved Plasmodium protein, unknown function. The transcript has a single exon. NCBI's taxonomy places the organism in Eukaryota, Apicomplexa, Aconoidasida, Haemosporida, Plasmodiidae. The coding region runs from base 1 to 999 and encodes 332 amino acids. The record is from RefSeq and is a predicted model, not a curated record.